Messenger RNA from Ailuropoda melanoleuca (giant panda), 1207 nucleotides. RefSeq lists its product as uncharacterized. The transcript is spliced from 7 exons. The record is from RefSeq and is a predicted model, not a curated record. Gene Ontology annotation, biological process: axoneme assembly; cilium movement involved in cell motility. The coding region runs from base 1 to 681 and encodes 226 amino acids. NCBI's taxonomy places the organism in Eukaryota, Metazoa, Chordata, Mammalia, Carnivora, Ursidae.
AUGGAAGCCCAGGGUGCCGGGACCGAGGGUCCUCUGGGCAAGGAGGGCGAGCCCCUGCGGCUCCGGCAAGACAGUAGGCUGCCCGCUCCCGCCUCCCUCGGCAUCGCCCCUCCCACCGCCAGCCCUGUGCCCCGGCCUCAGCUUCCUGUCCGCCAGGCCGAGUGGGAGCAGCUCCUGGGCACCUGCAGCGGCUUUUUCUUCUAUGGCAUGGAGAGCUUCCUGUCCCACAUACUGGUGGAAAGGUUGGCUGCCAUGAACCUACGAGAGUGCCAGAUGAUGGUCCUGCUGGGCCUGACUCGGUCCUACAAGAGCAUGCGGCGGCAUAUGGAGAAGUCAGAGAACAAGAGCGCGCUGCAGCUGUCCUUGGAGGAGCCUGUCAAGACUGCCAUCCUUCUGAGUCUGGUGGGGGUGGGGAGCGUCCUGGCAAACCAGUGGCCGACAUUCCUCUGGGACAACGCACUGCGGGCCAGCAUCCUGUGGGAAAAUCUGUUGACAGUUGGCAGGCCGAUCGGGAGAGCAGUCCGUCUCCUUCAGAAGAUGGGAGCUGGCGACCUGAGGAACCACGGUGAGCCCCCGUGGCCUCCAGGGACAAGCUGCUGGCCACAGCUCAGUGACAAUGAGCGGCUGCCCAUCGUCCUCAACUCGGUCCUGUACGGGCUGCCACACCUGGCCAUCGGGUGACCCCCCCCCCCCGGGCAAGGACCUUGACUGUCCCUCCGAGGACCCACCCCCCAGCCCUCCCCACCCGUAGGUGCCCCUCUUCCAGUGGCCCCCCCCGAACCCCAGUUCUGCUCAGGGUCACGCCAGGGCGCUUCCUCCCCCACCUCCUCCUGCCUGGCUCGCAUGGGGACCCUCGUGGAGGGACGAGAGUCUCUCUGGGGGCUCUGUGGGGUGGGCGGGUGAGGAGCGCACCGGGGCUGACCCCACAGCUGCCUGGACCCCCAGAACCCUCUCCUGCCCUGUCCCCGUGGUGGGGGAACCACCUGUAUUUGGGGUAGGGGCCGGCCCUGGGGGUGAGGCCCUCGGUCCCUGGAGGCCCACGGUGGUCCCUGGACAGGGAACACCAUCGUUUUUGGUGUAAGUGCUUUAGUAAACGAUGACGUCAAGUGUCUGCUUCACGUGUCUGCGGUGCCGUCUGUGACCACGGGUGUGUGGCCGGGCUCGAGUCCCUCAAGAGGGACACUCUCUGUCCAGCGCUGUGCCAUGG